Messenger RNA from Rotaria sp. Silwood2, 2742 nucleotides. The record is from the annotation of a GenBank genome assembly. Lineage: Eukaryota; Metazoa; Rotifera; Eurotatoria; Philodinida; Philodinidae.
AUGGAAGCAAUAUUUACACACCUAAGCUUUAUUAUCAAUUCUGCUAGUAAAAGUGAAUACAACUUCUCAAAAAAAUGUAAAAAUUAUUUCGAUUAUCAACCACCAGCUGAAAUCAUAUUGAAUACAACUAAAGAACGGGCUUAUUAUAUUCCAUUGAAACAGAGUCUGUCUUCUAUGCUUCAAAAUGGUCAAUUACUGCAGGCGAUAAUUGAUAAUAUUAAUUCUUUAUCAACUCGUGCAACUAAAGGCAACGAUCUAAUAUUAUCCAAUCGACAAAGUCGUUCAGUUAAAUCAAAUCUUUCUCGUCAAACAAAUUCUAAUGCUUUAUUAUUGAAAUUAUAUACAGAUUGUAUUGCUAUUACAAAUCUAAUUGGUCCUAAGAAAGAUUCGCACAAGUUUACUUGUUUUUAUUAUUUGUUGGAUGAUUUACCUGAUAUCAUUCGAUCGCAAGUUAAUUCAAUAGGUUUACAUUGUAUAUGUUAUACAAAACAUUUGAACAACGAUAACAAUAGAUUGAUAUUAAUGAAGAUACUUGUGGAAGAUCUUAAUAAACUUCAAACUGAAGGCAUCACAAUUCCUUGUCUUUCCAGUAGAAUUUAUUUCAUUUUCUCUACUUUGUGCGGUGAUAAUUUAGCCUCCAAUGAAGAUUCAUCAAAUAAACCACCACCUGUCAAAAAGCAACAACUAACUCAUUCGAAUAUUGCUAGCUCUGCUAGUCAAAAAUUAUGUCUUUUUCGUUUAUUCCCUCUUGUCUUUCACGAUAUUAUUGAUGAUCUUACCCUACUUCCUCUAUAUACUAUUUUACGUGAAAUUAUAAGUUACAUCUAUUCCAAUCCACUUAGAAAGUCAUGGUUAUCGUACUUAGAUAGUUUAUGUAAACAAUUUCAUUCUCUUAUGAUCGAAUACUUACCUGAUCAUGCAAUACCAAAAGUUCAUUUCAUAACCGAAUAUCCUCGUUCUAUUGAAAUGCAUGGACUCCCCAUAUUGAACUCCUGCAUUCGUUUUGAAGCUAAACAUUUAUAUUUCAAGCAAAUUGCUAUUCACGAAGACAUUGAUGGUUCAACAUUGGUUUUACUUCAACAUAAUGAUAUUGCCGAAAUAUUUCCUCGAAUAAAAGAUCGUGUAAAAUUUGUUAAUCAACUUACAAAAUUAACUUCAAGCUUGAGCGAACAAAAUGAAAAUAUUGAUGGAACAACAACAACAGCUAAUGCAUUUGAUUUAACAUCAUCAUCAUCAUUUAAACCUGUAGAUUCAAUACAAGAGAAUGAUACACUUGAUUCAUCUGUUUUAACUGAAAAACAUCAAUCAAAUAAUGAUAUUCAUCAAAUAACAGAUGCUAAUCUUUCAUCAAGUAUAAAUUUUCCUGAUGAUAAUGAUGAUGUUCAUGCUAAAGCAAAAUUACCUUCAGAUUAUCAAGGUCCUGAUUUAACUAUCAGAAUGCAGCAUUGCAUUGAUGACAAUAAUAUUUCAAAAUUUAAUCCACAUAUAGCUUUGCAUGGUGAACUACUAUCGCUUCUUUUUGAUGGUGGAACAAAAUCACAUAAACUACUUUAUCCAACUAAUGAUGAAUAUUUGACUAUGGCAAAGUGUUUGGUAAAGAAACUGCAUGUUCCUUCAGCAUUGUAUCAUGAUGCAGUGCCAAUUAUUAGUAUAACUGAUGGACAAAAUGAAAAUCUUUUAUCUAUAGUUGAUCAAAGGAAAUUAGAAUUGCUUAAAGAUAAUCCUGAUCUUGAUAUGUUUCAUAAUCUUUGGCAACAAUCAUUUAAUAUUCGUCGUUUAUGUAUUCGUGAUUUAACUGCAACUGAAAUACUUGAACGUUUUCCCGGGUAUCGUCUUUCAGAAAUGAUAAGUGCUACUCAUAAUAAUGUAUCACCUAUUCGUGUGAUUCGUAUUCUGUGUAAAUUUUUUGGUGAUCCCGUUGGUAAUAUAUUUACUAAUGAGGAUGUACUUGUACCUUAUCCAUGUAUGAAAAUUCAUGAUGACCGAUUUGAGAUUUACCUGGACUUUUGUUUAAUAACAGAAACUACUUCUUAUUCCACAGCUCUUGCUCUUCUUCUCUCGUUAUACUAUGUUUUUGAAAUUCGAUUUGGCUUACAUAAUCGAACAUGUCGUCUUCUUUACGGCAUAUUAUUUGAAGAUUCACAUUAUCUCAAUAAGGCACUCAAAAACUUGCUCAAUAGCUGGCAAUAUGAAAUUGUUAAUCGACCAUUGAUGAAACGACAAGCAAUGGUUACAAAUCUGAUCGAAAAUUUUACUCAACCAUCAAUCGUGAACAAAAACUCAUCUUCAUCUAAUAAUGCAAAUGAAAUUGUUGGUGAAUCACUUGAACAAAUUGAAGAAGAUCAAUAUUCUUCGUCUAAUUUAAAUUUUACCGGGUCAACCAAUAUUGAUCAACAAUUUCUUAAUCAACACACUGAUGAUGAUCUUAAUCAACUAUCAAAUUCUGAUGAUGAAGAGCUUAAUCACUUAUCAAUAGCUUCUCCACUUUCUAUGUCUCAAUGUAGCUCGCCAGUAAUCUAUCAAAGUCAAACAACAUCAUCAUUUACCAUAGAAGAUCAUUCCAGCAAUAUAUAUUUAGAGAAAACAAAAAGAAUCUAUCCUCCGGAUAAAUCCUCAUCAAAAGAGCAGUGUGAAGAUGAACCAGAUACAUAUACAGAAGGGAAAGAACCUCAUUCAGCAGCUAUUAACCGAAAACGUAAACAACAAACUUCAUCUUCAUCCAUCACAACAACUGCAAAAUAG